UCAGAGGCGAGGAAGCCCCGCCCCGGCCGGGCGUGCGCCUUUUCUGACAACCAGGGCCUCACAACCCUUACCCCCAACCCUCGCGGGGCUGUCACCAGAAUCACCACGCGUCCUGCAGACUGCAGCCUCGACCCGGGAGGGAGACAGCGACAUGGCGGCGGCCAAGCCCGAGAACCUCUCUCUGGUGGUGCACGGACCCGGAGACCUGCGCCUGGAGAACUAUCCGAUCCCUGAACCAGGACCAAAUGAAGUGCUGCUGAGGAUGCAUUCCGUUGGAAUCUGCGGCUCAGAUGUCCACUACUGGCAGCAUGGUCGAAUUGGGGAUUUUAUUGUGAAGAAGCCAAUGGUGCUGGGGCAUGAAGCUUCAGGAACAGUUGUAAAAGUGGGAUCAUUGGUAAAGCACCUAAAGCCAGGGGAUCGUGUUGCCAUCGAGCCAGGUGCUCUGCGAGAAAUGGAUGAAUUCUGCAAGAUUGGCCGAUACAAUCUGUCGCCAUCCAUCUUCUUCUGUGCCACGCCCCCUGAUGACGGGAACCUCUGCCGGUUCUAUAAGCACAACGCUGACUUCUGCUACAAGCUUCCUGACAAUGUCACCUUCGAGGAAGGGGCCCUGAUUGAGCCACUGUCUGUGGGGAUCCAUGCCUGCAGGCGAGCUGGAAUCACCCUGGGGAACAAGGUCUUUGUGUGUGGAGCUGGGCCAAUUGGACUGGUCACUUUGAUCGUGGCCAAGGCAAUGGGUGCAGCCCAAGUGGUGGUGACUGAUCUGUCUGCCACUCGGUUGUCUAAAGCCAAGGAAGUUGGGGCUGAUUUCGUCCUCCAGAUAUCCAAGGAGAGCCCUAAAGAAAUUGCCAGUAAAGUGGAAGAUCUGCUGGGGUGCAAGCCAGAAGUUACCAUCGAGUGCUCGGGGGUGGAGCUGUCCAUCCAGGCGGGCAUCUAUGCCACUCGUUCUGGUGGGACCCUGGUGCUCGUAGGACUGGGCUCUGAGAUGACCACUGUGCCCCUCGUGCACGCAGCCACCCGGGAGGUGGAUAUCAAGGGCGUGUUUCGAUAUUGCAACACGUGGCCGAUGGCGAUUUCAAUGCUUGCAUCCAAGUCUGUGAAUGUAAAGCCCUUAGUCACCCAUAGGUUUCCUCUGGAGAAAGCUCUGGAAGCCUUUGAAACAUCCAGAAAGGGAUUGGGGUUGAAAGUCAUGCUUAAGUGUGACCCCAAUGACCAGAAUCCCUAAUAUUAAUUGGGCUCUGCCCUCACCAUUUCCGCCCCACCCCCCACCCCCCAGUAUCUCCAGGCAGGGAUGGGCUUUGAAUACAGAAGUUUCUUUUGAGUAAUGAAAACAAUUCAUUAUAACCAGAAAGCCUUACAUGGAGGAAUUGGUGUGCCUUAAAAACACAAGUAGGGGCAGUUUGGGGGAAUUUGCAGCCAGAAUGACCUGUUCAUGCAGAGCAAAGUUCAGCAAGUAGAGCAGAGUUUGGUGUAGGUACUGGGAACUCCCCUUCUUCCUGGAGCGCCUGAGUUGAGUAAGGAAAGAAAUCUGCCCAUUGGGUUCCUGGUUCCACUACGACUGGCCAGGUGGGGAUGGGAGCUGAGUUAUGAAGAGAUAACUUUAUCAAGACUUAACUGGCCCAGAAAUUGAUUUUCAUGAAAAUCUCAGCUCAGGGUCUGGGAUGAAGCGUUCUCAGCAGUUUUAUAGUUUAGAGCACAGUGUUUCUAGACAUAAGUGCUAUUUGGUUUGAUGAUAAAAGACUUUAAGGGACUGACCUUCCUGCAUCUAGGAUAAUUUUUAAAUCUAUCAAGAAAACAAAACAAUGCUGAAAUCCCUCAUAAGGUCCAACCAGCUUGCAUUCUCCAAAUGUAAAAAGAGUCAGGCAAGUUCUCAAUAUUGCUUAAAGAUCACCUUUUCUUGAAUUCCUAAGAGUUCUCUGUGACUUAAACUACCUUCCCAGCGCUCCCCACCCCCACCUGUCUACUUUCAGGGGCAGUCCCUGAGGGCUCCUUUGUCACUAGACAACGGGGGAGGCGUCCUCACAGGAUUUGCCCCCGAAGUGUCUGGCCAGUGCACCCGUCUUCCCACCCCACAGGGUUAGCAUUCCUUUCACAUUCAUUGAUGAUAGACAAUUCCAUUUAAUUCUGGUAGUUAUAAACAGAAAGCCUUCCUCCUCACAGCCUGUUAAAUAAAGCUCUUGGUAUCUUUCUGUUUGAAUGAUCUCUCCGAUCUUGUUUUGAUCAUGGGGUUUUCUUGGGUAAGAUUUGGGUCCAAAUCACUUUUUGCCCAUUUGUGACUUUGAGAUUAUUGGUCAGGAAUGAGGAUAUUGUAGCUGUGACCUAACUUGGGUUGCAGCCUUUUAAUCCUUCACUUCAGCUGGGAGUGGAGGGUGACUUUGAAGAGGUGCUGGCUUUCUUGUGACUGGGGCAGGCCAUGAUCGCUGCUUGGAAUUCCUCAAACUGCUUUGGGUAAUAAAUUGUGCUUGUGGUACCUGA
Molecule: messenger RNA, 2472 nt
Organism: Neofelis nebulosa (Clouded leopard)
Lineage: Eukaryota; Metazoa; Chordata; Mammalia; Carnivora; Felidae
Gene: SORD
Product: sorbitol dehydrogenase
Exons: 9
Coding region: 152-1222 (356 amino acids)
Biological process (GO): D-sorbitol catabolic process
Molecular function (GO): zinc ion binding; L-iditol 2-dehydrogenase (NAD+) activity
Source: RefSeq, a predicted model, not a curated record